GAUAAGAUGAAAAUAUUGCCUUUUAUUUAUAUUCUUAAUUUUGCUUAUGGAGCUUGUGCGACUAGGUGCGAGAAACCUUUAUUAAAGCCAUGGACUCUGAUCGAUCUGAUCAUGAGCAACUAUUCAAGAAGUCAAAUGCCUGAUCCUCGACCAGUUCCAGUUCAAGUUGAAGUUACUAUUCAAGAUAUUAACGAAUUGUCGGUUUUAAGUAGCAGCUUCAGCACUGAUUUAUGGUUUAGUGCUAUUUGGCGUGAUUCACGACUCGCAUUUAAUCAUUUGGAUCCUUGUAGAAUGAAUUUAUCUUUCGAUGAUUCCUUUGAAAAGUUUUUGUGGUCGCCCAAUGUUUGUCUGGUAAAUUCGAAAUCAACAGUGGUUCACAGUUCUCCUAAGGCGAACGUUCUCUUAAUGGUGAUGUCCGAUGGUACUGUCUGGCUCAACUAUAGAGUAAAUGUUCAAGCACCGUGCGAUAUGAAUUUGGCUGAUUUUCCGAUGGAUGUUCAAAAAUGUUAUUUGGUUUUCGAAAGUUAUUCUUAUAAUACUGCAACGGUGAUUAUAAACUGGAUGAAAAAUGCAGUCACAAUUGCAGAAAAUAAUUGGCGAUUAUCUGACUUCAGACUCUCAAAGACUAAGACUUAUCGGCAUAUUGAGGUAUAUUAUAAAGCUGGCGAAUGGUAUAGAUUAACUGUUGAAAUGGAAUUCCAAAGGCUAUAUGGAUCAUACAUUUUGCAGAUGUAUUUGCCAACUUAUACAACGGUCUUUAUUUCGUGGAUUUCAUUUUGCAUCGAAACCAAAGGAAUUCCAGCUCGAAUUAUUUUGGGAGUUAAUUCACUGAUGGCGCUAAUUUUUCAAUUCGGAAAUAUCAUACGGACAUUGCCACCCGUAUCUUAUAUAAAGGCUAUUGACAUAUGGAUGAUAACUUGUGUGGCUUUUAUUUUUGCUUCGAUUUUGGAACUGGCAUAUAUCGCUUACAUGAAAACCGGACCGGAUUAUGACUUUUUUUGUACGACAAUAGUGCAAUAUUUCCAGAUUUCAUGCCGAGAAUAUUAUAGAUUCCGAGAUAGAAGAAUUGCUUGCUUAUCCAUUUAUGAAAAGGAUAUUCAGAUAUGUGCUGAUUUAAAAUUGGCAGUAAAAAAGUCAAGAAGAACUUAUGAUACUAAAAUGGGUCGAAUACAUGAAGAAAACAUUCUUAACAUAGGUAGCCGAGUUGAUCGAAUCUCGUUUUAUGCAUUUCCACUGGUAACUUCAAUUUCUUCAAAUUUUAAACUAGUUAUGCAGAAAACUUAG
Molecule: messenger RNA, 1284 nt
Organism: Dracunculus medinensis (Guinea worm)
Lineage: Eukaryota; Metazoa; Nematoda; Chromadorea; Rhabditida; Dracunculidae
Source: the annotation of a GenBank genome assembly